Molecule: messenger RNA, 528 nt
Organism: Rotaria sp. Silwood1
Lineage: Eukaryota; Metazoa; Rotifera; Eurotatoria; Philodinida; Philodinidae
Source: the annotation of a GenBank genome assembly
AUGAGUGAAAUCAAUCAAAUCGAAGAAGCUAAACCAACUGGUAACAAUCCAACGCAUGAUCAGAUGAUGCGCCAUUUGCAUCGUGCUAAUCAAAUUGCAAAACGUGCAUUGCAGUUUGGUCAUCAUCCAUUUGGCUGUAUUCUUGUUGCAUCUGAUAAUGAAACCAUAUUAAUGGAACAGGGUAAUAUUGAUACAGUUAAUCACGCUGAAUCAACGCUUGCUCGAAUGGCUUGUACAAAUUUUUCAUCAGAAUAUCUUUGGCGUUGCACACUUUAUACGACAUUUGAACCCUGUGCUAUGUGUGCUGCUACUUUAUAUUGGGCCAAUAUUGGACAAAUCGUUUUUGGUGCUACUGAGAAACGUUUACUCGAACUCACUGGUAGUAAUGAAAACAAUCCAACAAUGGAUAUUCCGUGUCGUUAUGUAUUUCAACAUGGUCAAAAAAAAAUUGAAGUAUGGGGUCCUUUUCCUGAACUGGAAAACGAAUUCAUCGAAUUACAUAAAGGAUUUUGGAAAAUAAGCAAAUAG